AAGGUGCUAUUUAAAUAAACUUGCCUUGCCCCGCCUUUACAUAAUGCAACCGUUUAGUAGGUAGUUCAAAACACGAGGCAGGACCUCAUUCAUUUAUUUUCGUUCAUUUACUCCUGACCUACAAUGAAUGCUGAGGCUAAGAGGGCUAAGGCUGAGGCUGAAAAGAAGAGAGAAGAACGUUUUUUGGAGGUGACAAAGGAUUUCAGAAGAAAUGCUUUGCUGAUUAUCCAAAAAAUGAUGAAGCUGAACGUCUCCAGUGAUAAUCAAACUAGACAGUUCGUAGAUGAGAUUCUUCACAGCAUCUUCUUUUUGGGAAAGAUCAACGAACCAACAAUUUCACCGGAAAGGAUUGUGAAUGACAGCGAGAUGUACGAUAGGAUGAAGCUCGACUACCCUCUGCCUUUUGAACGUUAUUCCUCUCAAAUACCCAGGCGGAGUCCAUUCUCAUGUCUGCUCGACAUGAUUGUUUUCCUGGAAGGACGAGAGAACGAAAAUGAAAUAAAACAAAAGCUUCAAGAGAUCAUCAGAGAUCUCAAACUUCAUAAGGGGGCUCCUCUGGUCUCCUCCACCAUCUGCGUCUCUCAGAAGAACCCAAACUCAGCCAGGUACUACGGGGUCUCCAUGUCCACUUCUGGCAAGGUUUCUAGGGAAAUCAUGAUUGCUGCGUCUUGUCUUCCUGAUAACUGGGACAGUCAUGUUGCUGGUGCAGUGAUGAGUUUCAAUCAAGAUAUGAACAAGAAGCCAUAUUUUGAUGGUACCUUCAAACUGCCUGAGCAUGUAACGUGCAAGGCGUAUAGCCUCCACGGGGAAGGAGCACCAAUGCAACCUUGCAAAUCAUGUGUGGAGUUGUUUGGUUUGGAAGGAAACGGCACGACGGGGUAUGCCCAUGGCAACUGUGCUGAGGUUGAAAGUGUGAGCAACUUGUUUAAAAAUGAUGCAGGAGUUAAGGAGCUGUGCACACCUGAACACAGGAGAAAGGCGGAGGAAAGUGUCAGGGAAGAUCUCAAGAUUUUGCUGAAAACAUCUAAAUUAACAGGUGAUUAUCACUUCUACACCCCCUCAGAGUAAAUGAAGGGGGGAAAUAUUGGACAUUAAAUAUUGAUAAGUCUAUUUAGCAUGGUCUUUUAAUAUUUAGUGACAUGACAGAUAUCUUAUUCACAAAUACUUAACCUUCAAACAAAUUAUCUCAUUUGAAUCCUCUUGUGUAAUUCCUGUUCUUCAAUCAAAUACAUCAUGCUUUAUCUUUGCUACUUGUUAUGUGUAACAGUAAAUAUAUAAAUGCAAAUGUUUGUCAACUGUCUGAAUGAAGCAUGCAGACAAUGAUGUGUUGAUCAUGUUGUUAACAAUAAAUUCUAAUAACGUAAACUAA
Messenger RNA from Trematomus bernacchii (emerald rockcod), 1369 nucleotides. RefSeq lists its product as uncharacterized. The record is from RefSeq and is a predicted model, not a curated record. Bases 124 to 1068 code for a protein of 314 amino acids. The transcript has 5 exons. Lineage: Eukaryota; Metazoa; Chordata; Actinopteri; Perciformes; Nototheniidae.